Messenger RNA from Dama dama (fallow deer), 2743 nucleotides. RefSeq names its product ERCC excision repair 2, TFIIH core complex helicase subunit (gene ERCC2). NCBI's taxonomy places the organism in Eukaryota, Metazoa, Chordata, Mammalia, Artiodactyla, Cervidae. Gene Ontology annotation, molecular function: DNA helicase activity; damaged DNA binding; hydrolase activity, acting on acid anhydrides, in phosphorus-containing anhydrides. The transcript is spliced from 23 exons. Gene Ontology annotation, biological process: nucleotide-excision repair; positive regulation of mitotic recombination; transcription by RNA polymerase II. Gene Ontology annotation, cellular component: nucleus. The record is from RefSeq and is a predicted model, not a curated record. The coding region runs from base 77 to 2359 and encodes 760 amino acids.
UGCCCUGAGGAGCCUGUUUUUCCUGAAUAUUCAUGAGGGAGGCGGGCCGACGCCGCUUCAAGCCGCGACCGGCGCCAUGAAGCUCAACGUGGACGGGCUGCUGGUCUACUUCCCUUACGACUACAUCUACCCGGAGCAGUUCUCGUACAUGCUGGAGCUCAAACGCACGCUGGAUGCCAAGGGUCAUGGAGUCCUGGAGAUGCCCUCAGGCACUGGGAAGACAGUGUCUCUGUUGGCCCUGAUCAUGGCAUACCAGCGGGCGUAUCCCCUGGAGGUGACUAAACUCAUCUACUGCUCGAGGACUGUGCCUGAGAUUGAGAAGGUGAUUGAAGAGCUUCGAAAGUUACUCAGCUUCUAUGAGAAACAGGAGGGCGAGAAGCUGCCAUUUUUGGGGCUGGCUCUGAGCUCCCGGAAGAACCUGUGCAUUCAUCCCGAGGUGACGCCCCUGCGCUUUGGGAAGGACGUGGACGGGAAAUGCCACAGCCUCACGGCCUCGUACGUGCGGGCGCAGUACCAGCGGGACUCCAGCCUGCCCCACUGCCGCUUCUACGAGGAGUUUGAUGUCCACGGGCGCCAGGUGCCCCUCCCGACAGGCAUCUACAACCUGGACGACCUGAAGGCCGUGGGGCGGCGCCAGGGCUGGUGCCCGUACUUCCUGGCCCGAUAUUCAAUCCUGCACGCCAACGUGGUGGUCUACAGCUACCACUACCUGCUGGACCCCAAGAUUGCCGACCUGGUGUCCAAGGAGCUGGCCCGCAAGGCCGUGGUAGUCUUUGACGAGGCCCACAACAUCGACAACGUCUGCAUCGACUCCAUGAGCGUCAACCUCACCCGCCGCACCCUGGAUCGGUGCCAGGCCAACCUGGAGACCCUGCAGAAGACAGUGCUCAGGAUCAAGGAGACGGACGAGCAGCGGCUGCGGGAGGAGUACCGCCGCCUGGUGGAGGGGCUGCGGGAGGCCAGCGCCGCCCGGGAGACCGAUGCCCACCUGGCCAACCCUGUGCUGCCCGACGAAGUGCUGCAGGAGGCGGUGCCCGGCUCCAUCCGCACGGCCGAGCACUUCCUGGGCUUCCUGCGCCGCCUGCUAGAGUACGUCAAGUGGCGCCUGCGGGUGCAGCACGUGGUCCAGGAGAGCCCGCCCGCCUUCCUCAGUGGCCUGGCCCAGCGCGUGUGCAUCCAGCGCAAGCCCCUCAGGUUCUGCGCCGAGCGCCUCCGCUCCCUCCUGCACACCUUGGAGAUCGCAGACCUCACCGACUUCUCCCCACUCACCCUCCUCACUAACUUCGCCACGCUCGUCAGCACCUACGCCAAGGGUUUCACCAUCAUCAUCGAGCCCUUCGACGACAGGACCCCGACCAUUGCCAACCCCAUCCUGCACUUCAGCUGCAUGGAUGCCUCGCUGGCCAUCAAACCUGUGUUCGAGCGCUUCCAGUCAGUUAUCAUCACAUCCGGGACACUGUCCCCGCUGGACAUCUACCCCAAGAUCCUGGACUUCCAUCCCGUCACCAUGGCAACCUUCACCAUGACGUUGGCCCGGGUCUGCCUCUGCCCCAUGAUCAUCGGCCGUGGCAAUGACCAGGUGGCCAUCAGCUCCAAGUUUGAGACCCGGGAAGAUAUUGCGGUGAUCCGGAACUACGGAAACCUCCUGCUGGAGAUGUCCGCCGUGGUCCCUGAUGGCAUCGUGGCCUUCUUCACCAGCUACCAGUACAUGGAGAGCACCGUGGCCUCCUGGUACGAGCAGGGCAUCCUGGAGAACAUCCAGAGGAACAAGCUGCUCUUCAUCGAGACCCAGGAUGGGGCUGAGACCAGCGUCGCCCUGGAGAAGUACCAGGAGGCCUGCGAGAACGGCCGCGGGGCCAUCCUGCUCUCGGUGGCCCGAGGCAAGGUGUCGGAGGGAAUCGACUUUGUGCACCACUAUGGGCGGGCCGUCAUCAUGUUUGGGGUGCCCUACGUCUACACUCAGAGCCGCAUUCUCAAGGCACGGCUGGAAUACCUUCGGGACCAGUUCCAGAUUCGUGAGAAUGACUUUCUCACCUUUGACGCCAUGCGCCACGCCGCCCAGUGUGUGGGUCGGGCCAUCAGGGGCAAGACGGACUAUGGCUUGAUGGUCUUUGCCGACAAGCGGUUUGCUCGGGCUGACAAGCGGGGGAAGCUGCCCCGGUGGAUCCAGGAGCACCUCACGGAUGCCAACCUCAACCUGACCGUCGACGAGGGGGUCCAAGUCGCCAAGUACUUCCUGAGGCAGAUGGCACAGCCCUUCCACCGGGAGGACCAGCUGGGCCUGUCCCUGCUCAGCCUGGAGCAGCUGGAGUCGGAGGAGACGCUGCGGAGGAUUGAGCAGAUUGCCCAGCAGCUGUAGCGCCAGGCGGGGCCGUGAUGCCCGAGCCUUAGCCGGCCCGGGUCCUGGUGCUCGGAGGGGCCUCCGGGAGAGGCCUGGAGGUCCCCAGAGGACACCUCAGGCAGACCUUCUAGCUGCCAGAUCUACAGCCUUUAAUCUCGGGAGCGGAGCUCAGGGAGGCCGGAGCCGUGGGAAGCCAUCAGGGAGAGGAGAGGACUCCCUCCCCUCGCCCACCCCUCCCGCUCCUCCUGAGAAGCCGCAGCCACGUGGUCCUGUCGCCUCUAGCGGGGGCCCAGGUCCUGGGUGCUGGCGCUGAGGGUCCGCGAGGCCUCGCUCAGGUGCUGCCUGGGGAACUGGGGACAGGCGGGGGCGGGUGAGGGCGGGACACGGGGCUGCCCCAGCGCA